Molecule: messenger RNA, 770 nt
Organism: Eublepharis macularius
Lineage: Eukaryota; Metazoa; Chordata; Lepidosauria; Squamata; Eublepharidae
Product: histone H1-like
Exons: 1
Coding region: 19-699 (226 amino acids)
Biological process (GO): nucleosome assembly
Cellular component (GO): nucleosome
Molecular function (GO): structural constituent of chromatin; DNA binding
Source: RefSeq, a predicted model, not a curated record
UCACAUUUGGGGCUCACGAUGACCGAGGAAGUUCCGGCCGCGCCCGCAGCCGCGCUCCAGCCUGCCAAGGCGCCGGCUAAGAAGACCAAGAAGGCGGGGUCCGGGGCGGCCAAGGCGCGCAAGCCGGCGGGCCCCAGCGUGACGGAGCUGCUGACCCAGGCGGUGUCGGCCUCCAAGGAGCGCAGCGGCGUCUCGCUGGCCGCGCUCAAGAAGUCCCUGGCGGCCGCCGGCUACGACGUGGAGAAGAACAACAGCCGCAUCAAGCUGGGCCUCAAGAGCCUGGUGACCAAGGGCACGCUGGUGCAGACCAAGGGCACGGGCGCCUCGGGCUCCUUCAAGCUCAACAAGAAGCAGGCCGAGGCCAAGGACAAGGCGGCCGCCAAGAAGAAGCCGGCCCCGGCGGCCGGCGCGGCCAAGAGCAAGAAGCCCGCCGCCAAGAAGCCGGCCAGCGCCGCCAAGAAGGUCAAGCGGGCGGUGGGCGCCGCGGGGGCCAAGAAGAGCGCCAAGAAAGUGGCCAAGAAGCCCGCGGCCGCAGGGGCGGCCAAGAAGGCGGCAGCCAAGAGCCCCAAGAAGGUGGCCAAGCCCAAGAAAACGGCCAAGAGCCCCGCCAAGGCCAGGACGGCCAAGCCCAAAGCCAAGCCCAAGACUCCCAAAGCGAAAGUCGCCAAGCCCAAGAAGGCGGCGCCGAAGAAGAAAUAGGCUCUUCCGAGAGGAGCGCUCCAAACCCCAAAGGCUCUUUUAAGAGCCACCCACCUUUUCUUCAAAAGAGC